Molecule: messenger RNA, 459 nt
Organism: Cherax quadricarinatus
Lineage: Eukaryota; Metazoa; Arthropoda; Malacostraca; Decapoda; Parastacidae
Product: keratin-associated protein 19-2
Source: RefSeq, a predicted model, not a curated record
CCGAAGGAACUGAUCAGUUUCACACAAUGAAGACGAUGCUUGCACUAGUAGUCUUGGCCGUCGUGGCUACCCUUUGUCAGGCCGGUGUUUACGGUGGCUACGGCUAUGGACAUGGUGGCUUCGGUGGUGGAUACGGCUACGGAGGAGGACAUGGAGGUUACGGCUAUGCCAGUGGAGUGUCUACCAACAACUUCCACCUUGCUGGUCCCAGAUAUGGUGGAAUCAUCGGAUAUGGACAUGGUGGUGGAUAUGGUGGCGGCUACGGUGGCUAUGGCGGCUACGGACAUGGAGGGUAUGGUGGCUUUGGCUUCGGUGGCGGUUUCGGUGGCCACGGUGGAUACGGAUACGGCAAGUAAACGACCCGACACACGAAAUCAACACAGAAUAAGUUUUAUUUAAGAUAUUCAACGAUGUUAUUGAAGUUCGCAAGCACGACCAAUGAUCUUCCACGUGUAUAUA